Molecule: messenger RNA, 2805 nt
Organism: Scleropages formosus (Asian bonytongue)
Lineage: Eukaryota; Metazoa; Chordata; Actinopteri; Osteoglossiformes; Osteoglossidae
Product: VIP36-like protein
Exons: 8
Coding region: 67-1056 (329 amino acids)
Biological process (GO): endoplasmic reticulum to Golgi vesicle-mediated transport
Cellular component (GO): Golgi membrane; endoplasmic reticulum membrane; COPII-coated ER to Golgi transport vesicle
Molecular function (GO): D-mannose binding
Source: RefSeq, a predicted model, not a curated record
UCAAUUCGGUGCGAUUUGCGGUGCGUUCGCGGGACGCGUCUCUUUACUGUGUUUUGUGGUGUAAAAAUGAGCGGUCGAGCGCUGCGGACCUUCGUCCUCCUCCUCCUCCUAGUAGGAACGUCCUUUGGGGGCCAUGGUUACGAGACGGAGGAGUUUCUCAAGCGGGAGUACUCGCUCACGAAGCCGUACCAAGGUGUGGGGUCCCCUGGCUUCUCCCACUGGGACCUGAUGGGCACUGCGGUGAUGACCACUGACUUCAUCCGCCUGACGCCGGACGUGCAGAGCAUGCAGGGUGCCGUGUGGAGCCGAAUUCCCUGUUACCUGCGAGACUGGGAGCUGCGCGUUCACUUCAGAAUCCACGGGCACGGGAAGAAGAACCUGAUCGGUGACGGACUAGCGCUGUGGUACACCAAGGAGCGCAUGCAGAGUGGUCCGGUGUUUGGUAAUAUGGACCUCUUUACUGGACUGGGAGUGUUUGUGGACACCUACCCCAAUGAGGAGAAACAACACGAGCGGAUAUUCCCUUACGUGUCGGCGAUGGUGGGCAACGGAAGCGUGAAGUACGAUCACGAACGGGACGGGCGACCCACGGAGUUGGGGGGGUGCACUGCUGUGCUUCGCAACCUCAACCAUGAUACCUUUCUCUCCAUCCGGUACCUUCGCCGCAGGCUGACGGUAACAAUCGAUGUUGAUGGGAAGCAGGAGUGGCGGGACUGUCUAGAUGUGCCUGGGGUGCGGUUGCCACUUGGCUACUACUUUGGCGCUUCCUCUGUCACCGGAGACCUGUCCGACAACCACGACCUGAUCUCCCUGAAGCUUUACCAGCUGACGGUGCGGGACGAUACGCAGGGGCGAGACGAGCAGGACGAGGACGUCACACUUCCCAGUGUGGACAGCAUGGAGCAGCAGCGCGUGGAGAUCCAGGAGGAGGCGAUGAGCACCAUCACCCUUUUCUUCACGCUGCUAUUCUCUCUCGUCGGCUGCUUCCUGCUCGCCGUCGUCGGCCUGCUGCUGUACAGCCGCUGGAGGGAGAGCAGCCGCAAGCGCUUCUACUGACCCCGGGGUCAUGCCCUCUCCACGGCGCUCCGUGAGCCCAAGGGAGCGCUGUUGUUCUUCCUCCUCUGACCUCUGACCUCUCCCAGCCCCUUCACUGUAAUCUGUUGAGUCUGAGCCAAAGAGACCCGAGUGCCUUGACCGCGUCCCACAAGUCCAAGUCCGAUUUGCCAAAAAAAGGUUAGUAAAAAAAAGGUGCAGCUGAACCGUGUCCUUCAACAGCUCGUCGUGAUUCGUUUUGACAGGUCUGACACUUCGCUUCACUUUCACGUUCAAAGUGGAGGAAACGCGAUGCCCGAAUGCGCCACAGUUCCCUUCUUCUUUCGCUGCAGUUUGGAUUCAUUUGGUACGAGUGCUGCACUCGGGGUGCGACGAAGUCCUAACAAAGUGUGAAGACGCCCGUUUGCUCCUUCACCGCUUCCGCCACCACUUUCUGCCCAGUUUGUUGUGUAUUAACACACUUUGUUCCGUUUCAUGUGGUGUAGAGGUUUGGUAGCACUUUGUUCUUCAUGUGUGGCUCUUGUCCUUUUUGAGUUCUCUGUUAGAAAAAGGUACGGUAAUGUUUACACUUACCGUAGUAAUCAUAUGGAUCAUGCUGCACUUUUCUACAGCCUUGGCAGUGACUGCGACGAUGGGCUGCUGACAGCCGCCAUGUAACUUUUCCGCUUAAAGUUUGGCAGAGUUUUCAUUUGUCCACUGACUGUAAUUCGCUGUAAUGCACUUUUUUCCUCUUUAUUUCUACAAACUUUGUAGAAACUGGGUUUUUGCUGUAUUACUUUGUUAAUUGAGUAAAGAGAGUGAUGAUGAUAAUAAUAAUAAUCCCGUCCAGGGUGCCACCCCCCUCUCAGCCUUGCACCAGCAGUUCCAGGAUAGGCUCCGGAUCACCGUGACCCUGAACAGGACAAGUGGUUAUUGAAAAUGGAUGGAUGAAUAAUAAUUACAGUGAUAACUGAGAACCUGAAUAGGAUAGAUUUAACUUCCUGUAAAUAGUGUUGUUUUUUUUAAUCGUACAACGUAGUAGAAGUAGAGUGAUGGUAAACAAAUGGGGACGUACAUGAGCCGUGUGGAGUGUUACUGUUUCUGCAAGCGCCCUGAGAACGUUUUACGAAACUAUUAUAACAGGAAAAAGUCUUAGCUUGAAAUUCACUGAGUGCCUUUGUGAAAAUGCGCCAGAUUGCAAAAAAAAGUAUUUAAUAGCUCUAGAAUGUAGUUUAAAAUGUGUGUUCGUUUGUGUUUGAAGGUAUUCUGAUUUCAGUUUCAGCUGCACAAGGAGACAGAAAGUGAUUUCUGUGAUUGAACUUGAACAGUAUGUUGCACUAACCUUUCGUUUUCUUUCCUUUUCCUGCUUUAAAUUUCAUACUGGGGUGAAGGUUGUGUUUCUGGGAAACGGGGGCCUGUUUGGGGCAUCUCGAUUCAACUUGAACGUUCUGGAGAAUCCGCCGGUCGUCUUUCAUGUGGAGAAACAUAGAAACAAAUUGUAUUUUUUUAAUAGUAUUUACCGUGACUCAAUGAGCCUGCCCUGUCCGGGGACAUUUCCUCCUUAUUUCCUGUCUUGGGCUGUAAUGAAAAUGGACCUCAUGUUUCUUACUGCACUAUGAACUCCUGUGAUCUUGAGAUAAAGAGACAGACUGUAGACGGAUUGCUGUGUACUGUGUGGUACACUGUAGUACACUGUGGUAAAGUGUGUGCAUCCUGCCUCUUUUUGUGUUUGUUGUGCCAGUUCUGAGCCAAUAAAAGUGUUAAACCCCCCAA